Zingiber officinale is the source of this 375-nucleotide messenger RNA. RefSeq lists its product as uncharacterized. Gene Ontology annotation, biological process: transcription open complex formation at RNA polymerase II promoter. The record is from RefSeq and is a predicted model, not a curated record. Gene Ontology annotation, cellular component: transcription factor TFIIE complex. Bases 1 to 375 code for a protein of 124 amino acids. Lineage: Eukaryota; Viridiplantae; Streptophyta; Magnoliopsida; Zingiberales; Zingiberaceae. The transcript has 3 exons.
AUGAUAAAUGCAGAUAAAAGUUCUGAUCCUGGUGAUGACAAAAAAACAAAAGAUGCCAAAGAAGAUGAGAAGAGUAUACAGGAUGAAUAUCUCAAGGAGUACUACGAAGCUAUAUUAAAGAGGCAGAAAGAACAGGAAGAAGCUUUAAGCAUACAACAAGGGAUAGACAGAACUCAGACGCAAGAUGAUGGUGUUUCUGAAACAGAACGCCAAGUGGGGAAGAAAGCUAAACGACAAGUUUAUGAAAAAGAUAUUGUGGAGUGGGAAGAUGCUCCAACUUCCGGUUCAAGUGAAAAGUAUGUACUUGCGGACUUGAACAUGGAGGCGACUGAAUCCGGUGAUGAAGAGGACGACAUCGACUGGGAGGAAGGCUGA